This is a messenger RNA of Vairimorpha ceranae, 2091 nucleotides long. RefSeq names its product dna replication licensing factor mcm7. Bases 1 to 2091 code for a protein of 696 amino acids. Lineage: Eukaryota; Fungi; Microsporidia; Nosematidae. Gene Ontology annotation, biological process: DNA replication initiation; DNA replication; double-strand break repair via break-induced replication. The record is from RefSeq and is a predicted model, not a curated record. Gene Ontology annotation, molecular function: single-stranded DNA binding; single-stranded DNA helicase activity; ATP binding. The transcript has a single exon. Gene Ontology annotation, cellular component: nucleus; MCM complex.
AUGAAUAAACUUACAGAUCUAAAAGCUUUUGAAUCUGAUAUAAAUUACAAUACUGAUACCGAACUUAUUCACAAAUUUAUUGUUUUUUUUAAUGAAAAUAAUGAACACACAUAUUUGGAACAGAUUCGUGAGCACAAACAGUGUAUAAAAGUAAAUUUAGACGAUCUUUCUAUUUUUGAUGAAACUGGUAUUGUAGAGAGAAUUGAAAUGAAUGCAUUCUCUUAUUUAAAUUUAUUUUACAAAGUUAUUGAUAACAUUUUAUUCACAGAAGGUGAUUAUUUAAUUGGAGAUAAUGACGAAGAUGUAUUUUUUUAUCACCGAAUAUCUAGAUUUAAAGAAAAGUUUCCUGAUAAACAGGUUACUGACUUUUUACCGUCAUUUUUACUUAGAAACUAUUUUUUAAAUUUGAUACCUAGAACACAUUCUAAAAUUAUGACUGUCCGACAGAUAAAAUCAGAGAAUAUUGGUUCUUUAAUAAAAGUAAGUGGUGUUGUUACUAAAAUUAGUCAAGUUAAACCAAGUAUAAAAGUUGCUACAUAUAUUUGCGAGAGUUGUGGUUCUGAAAUAUUUCAACAAAUAGAAGGAGAUGUUUUUGAUUUGUUAGAAGAGUGUUCUAGUGAUAAAUGUCGAAUUAAGAAAGUUAAAGGGACUUUAAUUUUAGUGACAAGAGGAAGUAAAUUUUUGAAAUUUCAAAGUCUAGUGAUACAAGAAUUGACGGGAGAUGUUCCUCAUGGAUGCAUACCUAGGAUGAUAAAAAUUGAGUGUUAUGGAACAACAACUGAAAAAUGUUUACCAGGAGAUGUUGUUGUCGUUGGAGGAAUUUUUAUGCCUAAGCCUUAUUAUGGACUAAAAAAACUCAAGGCUGGUUUACUUACUGAUACAUAUAUUCUAGCUACAGAUAUCCAAACAACCAAAAUGGAAUUUAAUAAAGACAUCAGUAACAUUGUUAACUUUCAAAUAAAUCACCUUGUAAAAAGCAUUGCUCCCGAAAUUUUUGGGAUGGAGGAUGUUAAAAAAAUUUUAUUGUUAAUGAUGGUGGGAGCGCAAACUAAAACGAAAAAAGAUGGUAUGAAAAUACGUGGAGAUAUAAAUGUUUUGUUGUUGGGAGAUCCUGGAAUUGCAAAAAGUCAGUUAUUAAAAACAGUCGUAAAAAUUAGUAAACGGGGUAUUUAUACGACUGGACGUGGAUCGAGUGGUGUAGGAUUGACAGCCUCUGUUGCUAAAGAUCCUAUUACUAAUGAAGUUAUACUUGAAGGAGGUGCUUUAGUUUUGUCAGACAUGGGUAUCUGUUGUAUUGAUGAAUUAGAUAAAAUGGGAGAAUACGACAGAAUUAGUAUUCAUGAAGUUAUGGAACAACAGAGUGUUUCUAUUAGCAAGGCGGGUAUUAAUACGACUUUAAAUGCUAGGUGUUCAAUAUUGGGAGCGGCCAACCCCAUAAAAGGAAAAUACGAUCCACGGUAUAGCGUAGAAUAUAAUGUUGGUUUACCUUGUUCUUUACUUUCUAGAUUUGAUAUUUUAGUUGUGCUAAAAGAUGAUGCAGACUUAGAAAAAGAUGAAGCUUUAGCCGAACAUGUAACUUCUUUACAUUUCAAUGAUGAAGAAUCUACAAGUAUUAAUUACCGAGACAUAAGAGAAUUUAUUGAAAAAGCCAAAACAUUUAAUCCUUGUAUUCCCUCAAAUUUAUCGAAAAGAUUUCUCGAUGCGUACAUUUUGGCGCGAAAAGAAAAUGAUUUUGUAACACCAAGGUAUUUACUAUCCCUUAUAAGGCUUUCAUUAGCACAUGCAAGAUGUAGGUUGUCUGAUCAGGUUAAUGACUAUGAUGUUGAUGAAACAUUACGAUUAAUGGAAGUUACUAAAAUACCUACACAAACUAAAAAAGCAGAAAAUGUACCGAUUAAACGAAAGAUCUAUUUAAUUAUCAUGUCUCUGAUUUACAAAGAGGAAGACAAUAAGAAAUAUGUAAAAUUAGAUGAUUUAUGGAGAGCAACAGAUGGGUUUUACACUAAAAGUGAAGUAGAAGACGUCAUAGCAGAUUUUCAGAGCUGUGGUAUAUGGAUGCGAAAUAAUGAUGAGAUUAUUAUUUUUGAUUAA